Molecule: messenger RNA, 1752 nt
Organism: Amborella trichopoda
Lineage: Eukaryota; Viridiplantae; Streptophyta; Magnoliopsida; Amborellales; Amborellaceae
Product: 26S proteasome regulatory subunit S10B homolog B
Molecular function (GO): ATP hydrolysis activity; ATP binding
Source: RefSeq, a predicted model, not a curated record
AUGGGAAAAGAAGGGGUUUUACCAAGUUUGCCCAAACUAUUAGAUGUCCACAGGAGCGCCAGUGAGUUCUGCUUUUCCUCUUCAUCAAGCAAACCCUAGGAAACACAGGAAAACCGCCAUUAACUUCUUGGAAAGCCGCUUGUGGUGAUCUGGGCAGCUAGAUCCAACAUCAAAACCGCCUUUGAAAACCGGGAGGAUGAGUGAAUCAGAUGAAGCAGCUCGUCGAAUGCAUGCGGUGAAUGAGCAUAGAAAAAAACUUCUUCAGCAUAAGGAGUUGGAGUCCAGAGUACGAGGAGUAAGAGAGAACCUGAAAGCUGCAAAGAAGGAGUUUGCCAAAACAGAAGAUGAUUUGAAGUCUCUUCAGAGUGUGGGACAGAUUAUUGGAGAAGUUCUUAGACCUCUUGACAAUGAGCGUUUGAUUGUGAAAGCUAGUAGUGGUCCGAGGUAUGUUGUGGGUUGCCGGAGCAAAGUUGAUAAGGAAAAGUUAACUGCGGGGACUCGAGUUGUUCUUGAUAUGACAACUCUUACAAUUAUGCGGGCUCUUCCACGUGAGGUGGACCCAGUGGUGUAUAACAUGCUCCAUGAGGACCCUGGGAAUAUUAGCUACUCUGCAGUGGGUGGAUUGUCUGAUCAAAUCCGGGAGCUUAGAGAGUCUAUCGAGCUUCCUCUAAUGAACCCUGAACUCUUUAUCAGAGUGGGGAUUAAACCCCCAAAGGGUGUUCUUCUUUACGGCCCCCCUGGAACCGGCAAAACACUUCUGGCUAGGGCUAUUGCCAGCAACAUUGAUGCAAAUUUCCUGAAGGUUGUUUCAAGUGCCAUUAUUGACAAAUACAUCGGUGAAAGUGCUCGGUUGAUACGUGAGAUGUUUGGGUAUGCGCGUGAUCAUCAACCUUGCAUCAUCUUCAUGGAUGAAAUUGAUGCCAUUGGUGGACGUCGUUUCAGUGAGGGCACAAGUGCAGACCGUGAGAUACAAAGAACAUUGAUGGAGUUACUCAAUCAGCUCGAUGGCUUUGAUCAACUUGGAAAGGUUAAAAUGAUCAUGGCUACAAAUCGACCUGAUGUUCUGGAUCCUGCCCUUCUUCGUCCUGGGCGACUGGAUAGGAAGAUAGAAAUCCCAUUACCAAAUGAACAGGCUAGAAUGGAGAUCCUUAAGAUCCAUUCAGCUGGAAUAGCUAAACAUGGGGAGAUUGACUAUGAAGCUGUCGUGAAACUUGCAGAGGGGUUCAAUGGGGCGGAUCUUCGGAAUGUGUGCACAGAAGCAGGGAUGUCAGCAAUUAGGGCAGAACGUGAUUAUGUGAUUCAUGAGGACUUCAUGAAGGCUGUUCGGAAACUAAAUGAUGCCAAGAAACUUGAAUCUAGUGCUCAUUACAGUGCUGAUUUCGGAAAAGAGUAAAGCUUGGAAAUUCAAGGCAAAGAGCAAUUUUAUCAUAUGACUUGGCGUACAAUGCUCGAGCAUCUAAGUGGACACAGAAAGCUCUGGGUACAAGAUAUCCAUAUGCAUUGUUUUGCUUGUGGCCUCUCGAUUUGCCUUCUGAUGUGCUUCCCCGCUUUCAAUAUCUCGGAUGUCCUAGGAAUUGUAAUCUUUGUAAGAAUGAUGAUUUUUUUGGCUGCCAUCUGCCCUUCUCUCUCUCUCUUUCUCUCUUUCGUACAUGCUUAGUCUCUCUUUUUUGCGUUGAGCACGAGUAAGGUGUACGUAAAAAACCCACUAAAGGUCAUUUUUAUAUUGGAAAACUUUCAAAUCGAUCAUCUCGA